UUCUCCUUUUUGUACACGUUGAAACCAACCGUUAGAAGACCGUCGCCCCUACACGUGUACAUGACAUGUUGAGCCUACUUACUAGAGGCUGGGAUCCAACGUUCUUGGAUGUACAAAGUUCAUUCUCUUACACCGACCACAUCUUGACUCGAACUUGUCGCGUCAGCGCUCGUCACGAUCAGUGCUAAUCGUGCACACUGGAAGCCAGAGUACCAGUAUCCACGACAUUGAGGACCAAUGUUCGAUAUCUCCAGGAUCCUCAAUCCUCUCCAUAGCAGGAUUGCGCUUUUUCUGGGGCACUUCCAUCGGGAAUCCAGGAGCACCAUCCGUAAUCAAAGCAAUAUUGCGGAUGAAAAAUUGUCCCGUAGCACUGGCAAGCCACAGACUAGGAAAAUCUUACAGAGACGUCGCACUCGCGGUACGAUCUCUAAUAAUACCACGAGGAGUGAGCAUGAUAACUUGGCUGUUCGUGAUGGCGACUACUACAGUUCAGCGUCGAAUGAUGAUACCUGCUGUAUCUUGAGAGCAGAAGACACUCUGUUUAAGGUUCACAAGCUCGUGAUUUGUAGAGACGGCUCGGCUUUUGAAAGAAAACUUUGGUUUCGACGUUCUGGCAUCUCUCUAGGAGCUAGUGAUGCAAACCCACUGAUUAUUCGCUCUCACCCAGAGAAAUUCAAAGAUCUUCUCUGGGUGCUACAUGCGUUUCCUCCAGAUUUCUAUCUUAAUCCCGAAGAUGACUUUGAUGAGUCUUACACAGACUGCUAUGUCGACUUUCGUUCACUUUCUUUCUAUCGUCUUUUGAACAUCGCAGAAAUGGCGCAUAAAUAUUCCUUCCGCUCAUUCGAAUGCUGGGCUAUACACCAAAUAUGUCGCACCCUUCGGUUCCCUACUCCACGGAAAUCAGAAAAAGGCGGCACUUCAUCUGCUGCUUCAUCCGCCACACUCAUUCCCAUGUCUGGUAACAAUAAGCCAGACCUUGAUUCACCCUCCUUGCUCGAGGAACCUCUCGAAAUAUCGGACGAAACCGACGAAUUAUAUUCAAGACUAUUAUUGAUCGCUUUGACUUGCGAUCAUCCUUCAUUACUGCAUUAUUUAGUCCAGAAACUAGUCACCAAAAUACUAUGGUACAAUCACGUACCUGGCGUUUUUCUCGUUCGCAUGCUGGAGCAACAUAGGCGCCAUCCAGCCCUAGCUACUCUGCUCGGAGUAGUCUACUACCGUAUCUUGAUCGAUAUGCCGCAGACCUCUGAUAAUGACGGAGACUAUAUUCCAGAACCCCAACCAAUAUUUCCUCCGACAAUAAAUGUCGAGAGACGGAUGCAAUUUCUCGCUGCUCACCACAGGCUAACACAAGCUUGGAGGAAUAUCAGCUCCUCUCCUCCAGUACUACAUUCUUCUAGUUCGCCAGGGCGAUACCACAAUUCAAGUCGAAAGGCUCUACAACACACUUCUUGCCAAGAAUCCUGGAGAUACUUAUGGCGGACUGCAUCUCACCAAGCUGAGAGUCGUUCAUUCAUUCAUUACAGCGGGGCCGCCCUCAAAGGCAGCAGUGCGAAGAAUACUCAUGUCGGCAGCUCUGCAGAUGUUCUUGGUCUGCUGAAGAUAAUGAUGUUGCAGUUACGGAAAUUAACGGCGAGCACAUCGUCAAUCUGUAUGGACUGUUCUCUGGAAGGACUAGAAGCAGUUGAUCUGCUAAGAGAUCAGCUUAUUGAGGGACUGAUAAAUAUGUUUGUGUACGAGCAGUAAUCUUUUGUAACAAAAGUUGUCUCAAGACAAAGACAAAUCUAUAAUACAAACGAAGGCCUCUUGUCCUCGACAUAUGAUUGGUAGGAUAUUCUGAUUGGUUGCUCCCAUUUCUCACUGCACGGGCGAACGGAGCGAGUGGGCGGAACUGAGCUUCUCAUCGUGCGUCGCAAGGGUCGCUGCUAGUCUAUACUACAAACGACUCGGAUUCGUCGCUGAAUUGACCGGAUCUUUU
Lentinula edodes (shiitake mushroom) is the source of this 1978-nucleotide messenger RNA. RefSeq lists its product as uncharacterized. Bases 238 to 1746 code for a protein of 502 amino acids. Lineage: Eukaryota; Fungi; Basidiomycota; Agaricomycetes; Agaricales; Omphalotaceae. The record is from RefSeq and is a predicted model, not a curated record. The transcript is spliced from 3 exons.